Molecule: messenger RNA, 1431 nt
Organism: Aureobasidium pullulans EXF-150
Lineage: Eukaryota; Fungi; Ascomycota; Dothideomycetes; Dothideales; Saccotheciaceae
Product: Brix-domain-containing protein
Exons: 3
Coding region: 279-1268 (329 amino acids)
Biological process (GO): maturation of LSU-rRNA from tricistronic rRNA transcript (SSU-rRNA, 5.8S rRNA, LSU-rRNA); ribosomal large subunit assembly
Cellular component (GO): nucleolus
Molecular function (GO): rRNA binding
Source: RefSeq, a predicted model, not a curated record
GGCUGAGAUUCCGGACUUGCAUUGUGAUGACAUUUGAAGCCGGCCAGAUCAUCCACGAUCAUCAUGACGAAUCGAACAGGCCUCCCGUGUGCGGCAAAGAUGAUAUAUCGUCGACAGCGACAGGGUGAUGCGACUGGCGAAGAAGGGCGCCAAGAAUUCAUCUUAUCGAUAAGAGCAAAACGCCGACCCCGACCAGACUUUCUCAAAAGUUUGCCUUGCGCAGAGCCAUCUCUCCAUCGCAAAACACAGACACGACUGAACACCACACGACCGCCACCAUGAUGUUGAGACAAAUCAAACCCAAGAAUGCCCGCAGCAAGCGCGCUCUCGAGAAGAAAGCACCCCAAUUGCACGAGAACUCCAAAAUGACACUCUUCCUCCGCUACACAUCAUGCUCGGAAAUCAUCCAACUCGCCAUGACAGACCUGCACGCACUAAAACGCCCGCUGGCCCAAAAAUUCACAAAGAAAAACGACAUUCAUCCUUUUGAAGAUCCUUCGUCGCUGGAAUUCUUCGCCGAGAAGAACGAUUGCUCGCUGAUGGUGUUUGGAUCGCACUCGAAGAAACGUCCGCAUACGAUUACAUUGUGCAGAUUCUUCGAUUUCAAGGUGUUGGAAAUGUUGGAAUUGCACGUGGAUGUCGACACCUUCCGCACGAUUUCGCAGUUCAAAAGCGCAAAGGCUAGAGUGGGAUUGAAGCCGUUGGUUUCCUUCUCCGGCACCGCUUUCGAUUCGCCCGUCGCAAACACAUAUACCAUGGCCAAGAGUCUUUUGCUGGAUUUCUUCAAGGGCGAGGAUACGAAUAAUGUUGAUGUGGAGGGUUUGCAAUAUAUGGUGCACAUUUCUGUUGCUGAGGAGGAAGACGCUCAACCCGCGCCUAAGAUCCAACUGCGCACGUACAUGAUCUCGACCAAGAAGUCCGGACAGAGUCUUCCCAGAGUAGAGGUUGAAGAGAUGGGACCACGCAUCGAUUUCCGCAUCGGUAGAGUCAAGGAGGCCGAUCACGAUAUGAUGAAGGAUGCCAUGAAGAAACCCAAGGGUCUUGAGGCACGAUCGAAGAAGAACAUCGAGACCGACAUCAUCGGUGACAAGGUCGGCCGCAUCCAUCUCGGCAAGCAAGAUCUCAACGACAUGCAAACGAGAAAGAUGAAGGGUCUCAAGAGAAACAGAGAUGACGAUACCGAGGGCGGCCCCGUCGUCUCCGAUGACGAGGAGGGUGCCGAAGACUUUGAGGCCGGUGGUGUGGAGAUCAAGAAGGUCAAGGUUUAGAGCGACCACCGCCAUUCAGCAUCUUCUUUCAUGUCUCAAGCAAGGGCAACGGAGAUGGGAGGAUUCAGAGAAGAGACAUGGAGGAAGAUAGGCGAUGAAAAAGGUCUGUCGUAGCAGGGAAAAAGUAACUUGUGGUUCGCAUUCUUCUUUCGAGCGUGGAGUU